CAGCCAUGUGGUACUCUCUGAAGCUUUAUAUUGUUCUGGUUUCUUUAGGUUUUCCCAACUGGGUCUACCCAUUAAAGAUUAAAAAUUAUUUUGAUCUUGACUUGCGACUUAUGACACAACUGAAAAGCUAUUCUGAAGACCUGCAAAGUCAAAUAAGUGUUUUGAGUCGCUAUAUAGAGGAUAGACGAGCUAAACUAGCUGAGGUGGGAAACGAUCGAGAGAGGUAUUUGUCAAAUCCUCUUAAUAGCUUCUCCCUUCUGCACCAUUUGCACUUUGAUUGGAAGAGUUGGCGUUCGUUAAUGGAGCAGCCAAUGGCUGAAGAACAAAUCGAAGAGAUUCAGGGAAUGCUUACGCUAACCCCAAAGAAAGAUGAGUUUAUGGAUUCCCUUAAAGCAGCUAAAGAUUUCCAUGAUAAGCAAACCGACAACUUCGAUAAAAACAACAAAAAGUUCCAGUUUAGCCCAUUGGAAUCCCUGGAAAUCGCUCAGUUUGUAUACGACCAGGAGAACUACGAACAGGCAGAAGACUGGCUAAGUAGGACUCUUAAGGGGUAUAAGGAAAUGAAUCCCCAGCAAAAGGAGUUAUACGAUGUUCUAAGCCCCGUUAGUGAAAAUCAGGUGCAGGAUCUUUAUGAAAAAGUACUGGAAAUAAGAAAAGGUGUAGUUUAACUUAUUUUUUUGUACUUGAAUUAUGGAGCUUAAAAGGUCAAGACAAAUAAAUCGCUUUAUUAUGGUCA
Molecule: messenger RNA, 736 nt
Organism: Drosophila rhopaloa
Lineage: Eukaryota; Metazoa; Arthropoda; Insecta; Diptera; Drosophilidae
Exons: 4
Coding region: 6-668 (220 amino acids)
Cellular component (GO): endoplasmic reticulum
Molecular function (GO): procollagen-proline 4-dioxygenase activity
Source: RefSeq, a predicted model, not a curated record